Messenger RNA from Oxyura jamaicensis (ruddy duck), 1623 nucleotides. It is a transcript of the gene SIRAL2, whose product is annotated as family with sequence similarity 118 member A. NCBI's taxonomy places the organism in Eukaryota, Metazoa, Chordata, Aves, Anseriformes, Anatidae. The record is from RefSeq and is a predicted model, not a curated record.
UCAUGAGGUGUUUUUUCAUUGGGAACUCAUAGUUUUUCUGUACAAAAAGGUGUUUUAUUCUCCAGAUUUUCGAGUGUUUUGCUCAAGAUUGCUUAUUCUCCAUAUUAAGCAUGCUAGUGUUCAUUAGUUGACAGUAUAGUUGCUUUUAUAGGAUGCUGUUUGCAAAUGGAGUGUGGAAAAAAUGCUGCCUCAAGACAAGAUUUUUCUACUUGAAAAGAAUCCUUGGGUGUUUUCCUCAGAAAUGCUGAUGCCUGUGUACCAGAUUAUAUCCAGGUUUAGGCCUCCUGCUUCCAAAUUAGCUUUCAUCAGGCUGCACUGAGUUGUUUUUCAGAACAUGCAAAACUCUAAAAUCUGAAUGCGUAGCUGCUGUUCUAGAAGUCCGUGAUGAAAUCUUUCAGGUCCCUGUGCAAAACUGGCUUUGGUUCAGAGAUGGAUUCAUUGGAAAGGUCAACAAUUAGAAGUGAGCAAAAAUCCAGAAAAUUCUUAAAAAGCCAUAGAAAGCAGCCUCAGGACCUUCUUCUUGUAAUUGGAACUGGAGUUAGUGCUGCUGUCGCACCAGGAAUCCCUGCGCUGUGCCCCUGGAGAAGCUGCAUCGAGGCUGUAAUUGAAGCAGCUGAACAGUUGGAGGUGCUGCAUCCAGGAGAUGUUGCUGAAUUUCGUAAAAAAGUGAUCAAAGAUAGAGACCUGCUUGUGGUUGCACUUGAUCUCAUCAGGAAAAUGUCACCACGUACUGGGGAUACAAAGCCCAGCUUCUUCCAGGAUUGCUUAAUGGAGGUGUUUGAUAACUUAGAACAACACAUUCAGAACCCUGUUGUUCUGCAAUCAAUCCUGAGACUAAUGGAGAGAGGCACAAUGGUUCUAACUACAAAUUACGACAAUUUACUUGAAAUAUUUGGUCAUCAACAGGGUAAACCUAGAUCUUUGGACUUGAAAGAUAAGGAUAAGGUUCUUCAGUGGGCAAGAGGUCAUAUAAUAGUUCUUCAUAUUCAUGGCUUGUAUACAGAUCCUUGUGGAAUGGUGCUAGAUCCUUCAGGAUAUAAAGAUGUGACUCAAGAUCCUGAAGUCAUGGAAGUUCUUCAAAAUUUGUAUCAAAGCUGUGGAGAGACUCUACGUGAUCAGAUAUUCCAAGCUCUUUUUCUUUAUACUGUGAAGAAUAAGGUAGAUUUAGAACAUUUUAUGUUGGUGCUUAAAGAAAAUGAAGACCACUUCUUUAAGCUCCAGGCAGAUAUGCUUCUGCAUGGAAUAAAAGUAUCUUAUGGGGAGUGCUUUAAACAAUUCCUGGAGUAUGUACAAGAUUUGACUGCUCAAAUGUGCAAGCACAGAAAUCUAGGAAAGCACAUCCAGGCACCAAUGGAGAAGAAACCAGAACAAUUUAAUUCAGUUCAACUUAAGUUAGAACUUCAUGUGUGGACGGUGCUAAAAGGAAAUGAUGAGAAAAUGAUACUGACUUUCCCAAAAGAAUCAAGCAAUCAGAUAAUGGUAUAUCCAUUAUUGAUUGACAGGGGGAAAAACACACACAACCCAAAAGUUUUUAACAGCAGAUGUCUUAUUUCUGCAUUGAAGGUUUUGAGCUAAGUAGUUCCAUAGUUUCAAGUGGAAUAAAAAUUGUGUAUUUAUCUUAGC